AAGUGAAAAGUUCUGAUGCACUUGGAUGAUAGUCGAAAAGCUUUUCGGUGCGACAGCUGGCGCACUCUUCUGCCAUGUACGAAAAGCAGCAAUCUGAUUAGUGCUCCAUUUCUCCGCAAGUUCAUAGGUCAUCUUAUGCUUCGUCCAAACAGGUGUCAACUUUCUGCGUUUGCUUAUAUUUGAAGUUUUUACGAUACUGAAAUACGGCAUAUUUUUGCAUUCAAGGUUAUUUCAAAUGUAUGAAAAUUUUCAUGAUUCAGGCUGUAUAGUUUAUUUUGGAAUUGGUCUGGAUUUUGAGUUUUCAACAAUCAUUAUCUGAGGAGGAAUGCAUUUCAGUCUUCCAUUUAACAGUAGCUGUUUGCCAGCAAUUCAUGUAAUGGGUGUUGGUAACGUUGAAUUACCUGUAUCAUCAAAGAAUACUGAGAAGUUACUGGUUGUGGCAGAACCAACUUCUUUUGCCUCUAGUAAACAUGGAAAACAAAUGAAAAUCAGCAUAAAUUGUUCUUGGCAAAUUGAACGAGCUUGCAUAUCAUUCCCAGAGACCUCAAAAUGUCUUGUACAAAACAUUUCCAAAUGGAUCAAACUGGUUCUCAUAGAGCAUGGGAUUGAUGUGCAGUGGGUUGAGGCUGAUUGUUACCUCACUCGGUUAAUUAUUUACCAUUCAGGUGGUAAUUACAUCCGGCAUUGCUACACAAAGCAGGGAAUAGGUCAUUUUGGUACCAUCAUCUUGCAACUUCCAGUGAAAAAUGAGCAUCUAGGCGGUAAAAUGAAAAUAUCGCAAACGAGUGAAACCAAUUCUAAGAAAACUAUCACGCAGGAUCUUUCCUUAUGCAACGAUCCAUCUUUCUAUGUAAACUUUUUCAGCCUCGACUGCGAACGUGUGAUCGAGCCAAAAAGGAAAGGUUGGAACAUCGAGUUAGUUUACAACCUGGUGUGGAAGCCUGAAAAAGCCACGUUAGCCUUACCGAAUGUUCUUUCUUUUCUCGUCACACUGACUAAGAUGACAUUGGAGUUACGCGUUUGGCAAGAAAAUGUGUCUGAAAAUUGUCGCCCAAAGAUCAUGAUUAUUGGAUUGGAUAGGAAGUACAACCCUUCUCGUCAUUCAUUUUCUACGUUGAUGGGUAGUGAUCGUCAAGUGGCACUUCUUAUGUGCUCAGUUCCUUUUGUGGAUGUCUACUUGGCUCGACUAACAAGAAGAAUAACAAGGAUCGCUUUUCGCGGCCAUCAAAAUGCUAAAUCCGGUGUGGUCCAGCAAAGUUCGGCAACAGGAAAUAAUGGCAACUUCGUCGAAAUGAAAGAAAUACAAUACGUCACGCAUUCUGCUAGUCACUGGGUUGGCGUUGACGAUUGCGUCACCCAAUUUCACAACUUGGAUAUCGACGAAGAAGCGCAAAUGGUAAAACCUCUUUUUGAAAAAAGCACAACACCAGACAAAGUACAACGCCAAAAUACCAAAUCGCGAGAGCAUAUCCUGAUCCACGACUUCUAUCAGACUGUCCUCAUUUUAUGGCCAAGACAAGGAUCUCUUUAUAUGGACAUCCACCAUCGUCCCGACUACGUUCUGGAUCAGUUAGAGCGUGGAGCAAUACGCAACCCUUUAAGAACCGUACGCGCAAUGAUAACUCAUUCAGAAUUUAUGGAGACAAGGAUCUUAAGCCUUCUCAACCUGUGCUUAUCUCUGAAGGCAAAGAAGGAGGCUCUUCAACUGCUCCAGGUAAUGGCCAACAAAUCCAUCGGUGUGCUUUCCGAAUAUGCUGCUGUUUUGAUAAGCGAUGUCGCAUGCAAAUUAAUCGGAUGGACUGAUUGCGAAAACGUCGUCAAUAAGCUUUUGGCCAUCAAACCGUACGAGCACUUGAGCCAUUUCUUGACACUCGGCCGAGCCUUACUACGCCAUAAUUGCAUCAUUGGAUUCUCAAGCGUUUCGAAUCAGAUUUGGAAUUUCUUUAUGGAAUGUGUCCGUUCAAAUGGCAUUCCCAAUAGUGAAAAAGCCCUGAGUCUCUGUAUAGAAAUGGCCGUUUGUAUGGAACAAUCGUCUGCUUUGAUCCAGUCAAGAUCCGAACAAUUUCUCUCAUGCUUUAUGACACUUCCCCUUCUUCAGCAAUGUCACAUCAUCAUCGACCUCAAAGAAAUCUAUAAGAAGAAUUCUGCCGGCCAAAAAUUUUACCUAAGCCUUUGCAGGUAUGUGGCCGUUACCGUCACAUCGUGCAGCGUUUCGAUCAUCGACUGCGUAGUGGACGUUCUUGGCUGUUUCCUUUUACUUGAGCCUGAACCGGUCAAUAUCGCAGACAUCUUUCUUGAAAACAUAUGCCGAUCGCAAAGGGAUGCUUGUGAAAACAAUCAAUUGCUGGAGAAGCUCGUCGCCUCAUUACACACGUUGAACCUGACCACUCACACGGCGGUGCAGCUUUUAGAUUGCAGAAUUUCCCAACUGAGUUCGCUUCGUAAACCAAAAUUCAGUUGGAGCAUGAAAGAGGCCAAAUUUCCCGACGCUGUCAAAUAUCCAGCUAUCGCGGAAUUUUUACAAUCAUCAGGGAAGAGCGUGAUCUUGAAACUGGAUCAAAUCAGUAAAAUGCGCGAAGCAAAGGAUUUUAUCCGCGUUUCUUUUGAAGUCAUGGACGAUUGUGUCAGAAGAGGUUACAGUGCUGUGGCAGUGGCUACGAAGAGCGGCAGAAGUAUCUAUUGUGACAUUGUUAAAACCCGACAUUUGCACACGUUUUUGACUGAACAGUUUGAAGCCAAAAUGGAUGAGCUGAAAAGACUGAAACAACUACGUCCCAUCGUUGGCUGCUCGAAUCCUAACGCACAACAGCCUCCGGAUGCCAGUCGACAGAAGACGAAGGUAGUUGCCGCACCAAGUGUAAAAUCCAAGAAAGCCAAGAUGGAAAAAGGCAGAAAAUUAGCGUGAAAGACUUGCUCGUAAUUGAUCUUGAAAGUGUACAAGUUAAAUUUUUUAAAUCUGAACCAAGCACCAAAAUUCGGAAAUGUUUGUUGAUUUCGUAAAAUACACAUAACUUUAAACGAGAA
Molecule: messenger RNA, 3024 nt
Organism: Daphnia magna
Lineage: Eukaryota; Metazoa; Arthropoda; Branchiopoda; Diplostraca; Daphniidae
Exons: 6
Coding region: 326-2905 (859 amino acids)
Source: RefSeq, a predicted model, not a curated record